UGAUGAACAACCACAAACAAGUAAUCGCAAGAAUACAAAAGGACUAUGAAGAGGGGUACUCAAAGAUUCUCAACCCCAACAGAGUAUGCUUUCAUUAUACCAAAAAGGAACUCUUAGAGUUUUUAAACUGUGCCAAAGACCUCUCUAAACAGGUCUUAAAAGAUAUCGAUGAGAUUACCUUAAGGCAAGACUCCUUAGCUGUCAAAUACAAAGCCAGAGUGAACCAGAUUUGUCAGUCCCUUCUCAGAUUCAGUCAAAAAGUUGAGAUCCUUGCUGUGAGAGUUGGAUCCAAUCAUGAAACAUUUGAAAAAUAUUUGGUGGAUAACCAUAUUAAUGACUCUGAAGAGAAUCCUGACAAGCAGAAGCUAUUUGAGCAUCUUGAGAGACAAGAAGAUCAAGAGACUAAUGGGAGCACGAUGGAUGACAAUCAUUCAAUACGGUCUUCCAUAUACUCCGAUCUCAGAAUCCUUCAAACAGAUCAAGAACAGAAUGAAACUUGAGAAAAUAUUGCUAGUGCGUCAGCACAAAUUACCAUCGAAAAAUGCUUUCUCAGUCCAAAAAGUUUCGGGAACAUUCUUGCCUCUAUCAAGAAUAUUGGACUUCACUCCACUGCUCAGGCAACAGAGGUAGCAUUAAAAGUGCUUCUAAAAGUCGAUGAAUGCUUAAAGGAGAUCCUUCAUCACCCAACAGAAAGUGAAUACUGCGAAAUGCUUUUUCGGUGCUCCUUUCUGAGGAAUUAUGAAGACACUCUUCAUGAAAUUGUAAAAUAAUUCAGACGAAGAUGUAUUCUAUCACAACUACGAAGAGGAGCUGAAAAAGCUCAGAGAUGUGAGAGAAGACUCUAAGCGCACUAACAUCCAAAAGUUCCUCAAGAUUUUAACCAUUAUCUACCCAAAGUGUAAGGAUAAUUUUAUGAACAGAUAUGGGUGGUUCAGGCUUCUUGGAGAAUUUGGUAUAGCCAUUGGAAGCAAAACCCUUAAGAUAGCCAAUGCAAUUGUCAAGUUUUUCAAACUUAUUUGGUACUGUAUUCUAUACUUCUUGUCAAGAAAGAAAAGGAGAGCCCAAUAUCAGUCAUUCAUUUCCUCGAAUAAUUAUGGUACUUUCUGGAAGCUAGCCAAGAAUGAAGGAGGCCUUCUUCCCAGAAUUUUCUUUUAUCUUGCCAGUCCAUCCAUCAAAAUGCACCAAGAGAUCUACAUCCCGAGAUGCUUUGAAAGACUAGACUCUGAAGGUUUGAACCAAAGUAUGAAUGUGUUUGUCAAAGGGCUUGGCUUAAAGAAAAAGCAUAGGCUUCUUGAUAGAAAAACACACCAUUCCUUCUUAAUGCAUCAUAAAUCUAGACUAGAAGUCACUUUAACUAAUUUCAGCCUAAAGGAGAAAAGAAAUCACUUCAAGAUAGAAAUUGUAUCUCCCUUUGAAGUUGAUCUUGAUCCAGACCAAGCUGAAGACUUUAAGGAACCUCAGGAAUGUGAGGCAAUCUUGAUCCAUAUUCAUGGAGGAGGAUUCGUCUCAAAGCCUUCUUCUCAGACCCAGGUUUAUCUCAGAGAAUGGGCAAACGAGUUCAAAAUGCCAGUCUUUAUGCUGAGUUAUUCAUUAGCUCCUGAAGCAAAAUAUCCUCAAGCCAUAGAUGAGUUAUACCAACAGUAUAGAUGGAUUACUGAAAAUAUCGAAGAUUCCUUUGGACUCAAACCCAAAAAGAUAUUUGUCAUGGGCGACUCAGCUGGCGGUAAACUUGCUACUAGCCUCACAGCUCUGAGUAUAUGCAAACAAAUAAGGAUUCCAGACGGACUAUUGCUUUUCUAUCCAGUGUUACUUCUUAGAUAUAUCUCAUAUACUCCCUCAAGAGCUCAUAUGUUCGAUGAUGAGAUUAUGAGCCAAAUGGUCAGAGAAUCAGUAUUCGAAGCUUAUUGAAAGCAAGUUGAUGCUGAUAAUAACCCUUUCUUAUCUCCAGUCUUACUCCCUAAGAAAGUUUUAGAGAAUUUCCCUGCUACCAGAAUCAACCUAGCUGGAUUAGACCCCUUGCAUGAUGAUGGAUAUAAACUUGGCUACCAGCUAGCGUGCCUCGGAAGAGACGUAAAAGUAAGAGACUACAGAUUCCUACCUCACGGAUACCUAAACUUUACUCAUGUACCUAUGCUAAAACAAGAGUCCAAUGAAGCUAUCAAAGAUGUUUCAGAUACGUUCAGAGAACUACUUAUCAAGCCUUAA
Messenger RNA from Moneuplotes crassus, 2205 nucleotides. The record is from the annotation of a GenBank genome assembly. NCBI's taxonomy places the organism in Eukaryota, Ciliophora, Spirotrichea, Euplotida, Euplotidae.